UGUUUUUUAGUUCAACUCCGCGUCCUGCCGCACCAUGCAGUUCCCCGUGGGGAUCCUGCCACUCGACUGGCUCGCCGACAGCGCCGUGUACCUCGGCCGCGAGCACGUCGACGGCUUCGACUUCCAUCUGUGGACCAAGGUUGAUUUCAUCUGGUACUACGAGGAAAUCGACACCGGCCGCCCCGUCCGUUGGAAUUUCUUCAAUGGGAUGCAGCAGCAUGUGAUGAGCUUUGAGGUGGGAGGAGUGCUGGAAGACUCCAAGUGGCAGGCGCCAGCUUAUUGCUUCGAUGGCGACACUGCCAAUGUGGCUGCAGAUAGAGUUGAUGGGAUGAACAGCUUGAUCAGGUUCGCCGGGGCUCCAGCUGCAGCUAUGGCUGCAUCAUUUGACCAGUGAGAGGUUUUGCGAUGAUUGGCUGAUGAGAGGCUUUCCAUUCGGCGAUCCUUGACCCGUUCAUUCUGUUCUGCCCUGUUAAUCGCAUUGUGUUUCUUAAACUCUCUUGUGUUUUGUGGUAACAGUCAUUCUACAAUCCACAGCAAUUAACUGA
This is a messenger RNA of Setaria italica (foxtail millet), 545 nucleotides long. RefSeq lists its product as uncharacterized. Lineage: Eukaryota; Viridiplantae; Streptophyta; Magnoliopsida; Poales; Poaceae. The coding region runs from base 35 to 394 and encodes 119 amino acids. The transcript has 2 exons. The record is from RefSeq and is a predicted model, not a curated record.